This is a messenger RNA of Archocentrus centrarchus (flier cichlid), 3483 nucleotides long. It is a transcript of the gene umps, whose product is annotated as uridine monophosphate synthetase. Gene Ontology annotation, molecular function: orotate phosphoribosyltransferase activity; orotidine-5'-phosphate decarboxylase activity. The coding region runs from base 243 to 1700 and encodes 485 amino acids. The transcript has 10 exons. Gene Ontology annotation, biological process: 'de novo' pyrimidine nucleobase biosynthetic process; 'de novo' UMP biosynthetic process. Lineage: Eukaryota; Metazoa; Chordata; Actinopteri; Cichliformes; Cichlidae. The record is from RefSeq and is a predicted model, not a curated record.
CUAUCGCAGUGUUUUUAUUCGAGUCAUCAUAUUGUGGCUUUCACAAAGAAUGAGUAUUUCUAUUCCAGUAGGCGUCCUUACUGAGGUAAAUGCCAUUUGACUUUUAAAGAUUAAAUACUCCUAUGUUUUGUUCACAUGACGGAUUUAUUCUGAAGAAGCUGUAGCGGAAGUUCUCAUUCUGUCGCUGUAAGUGAGGAAGCGGGAAAGGAGCCAGCAAGUUGGAGAGAAGAGUUAGAGAAAGAAUGGAAAGUGCUGCCAUUGACGGUUUAAUCUUGAAGCUCCACGACGUGAACGCGGUAAAGUUUGGAGAAUACAAACUAAAGAGUGGUUUGCUGGCACCUAUUUAUAUCGACCUGAGAGUGCUCGUGUCCUACCCUGCUCUGAUGAACCAGGUGUCAAGUCUCAUCUACCAGCGAGUGCAAGAAGAGGGGCUGCAGUUCGAUUCUGUGUGUGGGGUUCCUUACACAGCCUUGCCAUUGGCCACAAUUAUUUGCUCAAGACAUGAACUGCCGAUGCUCAUCAGGCGAAAGGAGGCCAAAGACUAUGGAACCAAACGGCUGGUGGAGGGGUCGUUUCGUGAGGGGGAUACGUGCCUGAUCAUUGAGGACACAGUGACUAGUGGAAGCAGCAUCCUGGACACUGCUGAAGUGCUCUACAAAGAGGGACUGAAGGUGACGGAUGCGAUCGUACUAAUGGACAGAGAGCAAGGUGGUGUGGAGAUGUUGGCCUCAAAGGGAAUCAAGCUCCAUCCCAUCAUCUCCAUGUUCAAGCUGCUCAGUGUGCUGCAGGCAGCUGAACGCAUCGACGCCCAAACUGCCCAAAGUGUUCGCAACUUCAUCCAGGACAAUAACACUUUCAGCCCCAAGAAUGGCAGUGACGGCCCUGCCAGCAAGAAGCCGUGUGUGGAACAGAAGCUGGAGCUGAGUUAUUCAGAAAGAGCUGAGUUACCAAAUAUUCACCCUCUAACAUCAAAGCUGCUGAAGAUUAUGGAGGAGAAGCAGUCCAACCUUUGUGUGUCUGCUGAUGUAACCAGCAGCGAGGAGCUGCUCCAGCUGGCUGAAUCUCUCGGUCCAAAGAUCUGCAUGCUGAAGACCCACGUAGACAUCCUCAAGGACUACACAUUAGCUUUUAUUCAGAAAGUGCAGGCCUUGGCAGAGAAACACAACUUCCUUAUAUUUGAAGAUCGUAAGUUCGCUGACAUCGGGAACACAGUCAAGCAUCAAUAUGAAGGUGGUUUGUACCAGAUUUCAUCAUGGUCCCACAUAGUGAACGCCCAUGCAGUGCCAGGGCCAGGAGUUGUGAAAGGUCUGAGUGCUGUAGGAAAGCCUCUGGGCCGAGGCUGUUUGCUCAUAGCCCAGAUGAGCUCCCAGGGAUCGCUGGCUACUGGUGAAUACACAAAGGCUGUGCUGCAAAUGGCAGAGGAGCACUCAGACUUUGUGAUUGGGUUUAUCUGUGGCUCUAAGAUUACAAAGAGGCCAGAGUUCAUCCACAUGAGCCCUGGGGUGCAGAUGCAGCCGGGAGGAGAUUUGCUUGGCCAGCAGUACAGCACUCCAGAGGACGUUAUCUACAACAAAGGCUCUGAUGUCAUCAUAGUGGGACGAGGUGUUUUGGAGGCCUCUGAUAGGGUGGAAGCUGCAGAGUUGUACAGAAAGUCAGGCUGGGAUGCUUACGUAAAGAGAGUGGGCCAGAGUGGCAUUUAAAUCACUGUGUAAUUUGAAUUUCAAAGUGCAACUCUAAUAAGGACUUUUGCAGAUAAGCAAAGUAGGCAGCAUGUAAUGGUAUACAUGGCAUCACGUUAUGUAUGUCCAUCUGGACAUUACACUGCCACAUCAAAAUGUGCACGAGUGUGGAGGAGUCAUACACAUUUUACUGUUGAUCUGCUGCUUUAAAUGCAUUCUCAAACCUGUUAAUAAGCUGCAUUAAAUGUUUUUGAUUCAUUCCUUUUAAGAUGUUGGACAACGUGAACUGAUUUCUAAUCUCAGUGAUUUAUCUGUCCAGGUUUAUGUAAUUCUUUCAAAAUGAAUUGAGGUAAUUUGUCAUGUCCAGGCAAAGAGUUUCAAAUGGAGAUUCACUUGAAAUAGUUUGGUGGUACAGCAGGAAUACGACAAAGAUUACAUCUUCUAGUUUUCUCUUUGUCGCAAAGCCACCAUCCCCUUGUAUGUUGUUGUGUAACUGCUAAAAUGCUAGCUAAAAAUGAUAGAAUAUUUAGUUGUGGUGGUUAUCACUGUUGCCUCCUGGGUUUGAAUUCGCAGACCAGCAGGGGUUCUUCUGUGUGCAAUUUGCCUGUUUGCGUGGGUUCUGAUUUCCUCCCACAGUCUAAAAACAUGCAUAGGGUUAGGUUAAUUGGUGCUAUUUAAAUAAUCUGUGGGUGUGAGUGUGAAUGGUUUUCUGCAAUGGCCCUACAAUGGGGGAGAUCUCUCCAAGGUGUACCCUAUGACAGCUGGGAUAGGCGCCAAGCCCUGUGAGGCCCUGACUUGGAUAAGUGUAACAGGAUGGAUGGAUGGGUAUUACAUAAUAUUUCAAGUAAUAUAGAUGUUCACAAACAGCAGAAAUACUGUGAGGCAACUUUUUUAACUGCUGAAAAAGCCAAGCAGUCUUUUCUUCACAGCUUCACAAUGUGUGAGCAUUAUGUGCUUGCUUCUGUAUGUACUGUAGGUGUAUUUCUAGCAAACAGGUUUUUGCAGCUAGUCACAGUGCAGAUCACAGAUUGAUGAUUUAAUUCUUUUGUUCAAGGGUGAUAUUUAAUUUGUAGGAUUUAUAGGUGUCCUAGAUAUAAUUUUUGAUCUGCUUGAUUGAAUACAGAUCCUUAACGAGAACAUGGGGAAAAUUGUGGACCAGUUAAACGGUGAUUAGUAACCUCAGAUUACUGUGACUUGGAUGAGGAUGAGGGAAGGCUGAACAGAGCUCAUCCCGGUCCUGAUUAGAUCUAUUGUCUGCCGUCCUUAUUUUAGAAUAAAUAAUGUUUAUAUAAACUUGUGACACUUCUUUCAAAGGACAUUAGCUAAAUUGUGCAGACAAUGCCCUGGAGCAAUGGCAGCUGCAGGGCUGCUGCAUGCAGUAAAGGGGAUUCAAAUUUGAGUCAGUGGUUUUGUUCUUUUGAUGCUUUUUACCUGUGCAGAUGGUUUUCACACCACACUGAAUUUCUUUUUGAGCAUACUGUAAGAUCUGAAUGAUCAUUAUUACAGUCACUAUCUUAUUAAGCAAGGCUGAAGAACUAUUUCUGGGAAAUUAAUGAUGUAUAUCACCUGUUUACAGUCAAAAGUUUAGCUGAUACUUGAUGAAGAGUUUUUUGUUUUUUUUUACAAUUUUUACUUCAAAGUAUUUUGGCCAGAACAGAAUUCAGGUUUGUAGAAACUUCAAUCAGAAAUACUUGAACAAGGCCAAGGGUAACACUGAGUUUCAUGAGAAUCUGAGCUGUUUGUGUUUUGUCUUUAACUCUUUCUCUUGAACCAUUAAAAGCUGAGAAAUACAACUAAGCUGAAU